AUGGUGUCUGGAUCGGGGAUCUGCGCGAAGAGGGUCGUGGUGGACGCCAGACACCACAUGCUCGGCCGGCUGGCUUCGAUCGUGGCGAAGGAGCUUCUCAACGGUCAGAAAGUGGUGGUAGUCAGGUGCGAGGAGAUAUCCAUGUCCGGAGGACUUGUGCGCCAGAAAAUGAAGUACAUGAGGUUCCUGCGCAAGCGCAUGAACACCAAGCCUUCACAUGGUCCCAUCCACUUCCGCGCUCCUUCUAAGAUCUUCUGGCGAACUGUCCGCGGAAUGAUUCCUCACAAGACAAAGCGUGGAGAAGCUGCGCUUGCAAGGCUGAAGGCUUAUGAGGGCGUUCCACCUCCAUAUGACAAGAUCAAGAGGAUGGUUGUCCCUGAUGCUCUCAAGGUGUUGAGGCUUCAGAGUGGACACAAGUACUGCUUGUUGGGCCAGCUGUCAUCACAAGUUGGAUGGAACCAUUAUGACACCAUCAGGGAGCUCGAGGAGAAGAGAAAGGAGAAGGCCAAGUUGAUGUAUGAGAGGAAGAAAGGAUUGAACAAACUUAGGGCAAAGGCUGAGAAGGUAGCAGAGGAGAAGCUUGGACCCCAAUUAGAGAUCCUAGCCCCUGUCAUGUACUGA
Linum trigynum is the source of this 621-nucleotide messenger RNA. The record is from the annotation of a GenBank genome assembly. Lineage: Eukaryota; Viridiplantae; Streptophyta; Magnoliopsida; Malpighiales; Linaceae.